Messenger RNA from Doryrhamphus excisus (bluestripe pipefish), 1695 nucleotides. Lineage: Eukaryota; Metazoa; Chordata; Actinopteri; Syngnathiformes; Syngnathidae. The record is from RefSeq and is a predicted model, not a curated record.
AAUGGUCUUCCAUAGGAAGCCGAAGUGGAUUGUGGGUAAAUCGUCACCCGUCCGCCAUAUUCGUGGCUAGAGGAGUUUGAAGUCAUGAGAGGAAUUCGAUCUUUAAACAACCUCUCUAAACGGAGCUAUGCCGCUGCCAGGCGAAGUGGUCCUCUGACUCAGCCCUUAGUGGGCCACAAGCCCUCCCCAGCUGCACCACCACCUCCGCAAAAUGUCCAGGUCUCAAAACUCCCAAAUGGUCUGGUGAUAGCGUCUUUGGAGAACUACUCCCCCAUGUCCAGCGUGGGUGUGUUUGUGAAAGCAGGGAGUCGCUAUGAGACUGUGGAAAACCAAGGUGUUUCUCAUGUGCUGCGCCUGGCUGCAAACCUGACCAAUAAAGGUGCUUCUGCCUUCAAGAUCUGCCGCACUGUGGAAGCGCUGGGUGGCAGUCUGAAUGUAACAUCAUCCAGGGAAGCCAUGGUCUACACUGCAGAGUGCUUAAGAGAUCACCUAGACGGAAUAUUGGAGUGUUUGGUCAACGUGACCACAGCUCAGGAGUUCAGGCCUUGGGAAGUGGACGACCUUACACCUAGGGUGAAGAUUGACAAAGCUUUGGCUCAGCAGUCUCCUCAAAUAGGUGUGAUUGAGAAAUUGCAUGAAGCGGCUUAUAAAAACGCCCUGUCCAACUCUUUGUAUUGCCCUGACUACAUGGUUGGCCAUGUCUCUCCUAAACAACUGCAGUCAUUUGUCGACGAUCAUUUCACUACUAACAGGAUGGCUCUUGUAGGACUUGGUGUAAAACACUCUGUCAUGAGGCAGCUGGCGGAGGGGCUCUCGAGUGUCCGCAGUGGGGCUGGAGCCCCCGAGACUAAGGCUGUUUACCGUGGAGGUGAGCUUCGUAUGCAGAACAACGAUGACCUGGUUCAUGCACUGGUUGUCAGCGAAGGGGGCAUAACAGGCAGCACAGAGGCAAACGCAUUUGUCGUGCUGCAAAGGAUCAUGGGAGCCGGGCCGCACGUAAAGCGAGGUGCCAACCUCACCAGUAAACUGAGCCAGGGUAUUGCCAAAGCAACCACGCAGCCCUUUGAUGCCUCAGCCUUCAAUGCCUCGUACUCCGACUCUGGUCUGUUUGGCAUCUACACCAUCUCACAAGCUAACGCUGCCAGAGACGUCAUUAAAGCUGCUGUUGCUCAAGUAAAAAGUGUGGCUGAGGGCAACGUGUCUGCAGCAGACAUCACCAGAGCAAAGGCUCAGGCUAAAGCAGAAUAUCUGAUGUCAGUUGAGAGCUCGGAGGGUCUGAUGGAGGAGAUAGGCGCUCAAGCUCUGACGACUGCAGCGUAUCAGCAGCCCUUGACAGUUCUCCAGGCUAUUGACGCCAUCACCCAGAACGAUGUGGUCAAGGCUGCAAGGAAAUUUGUGGACAGCAAGAAAACCAUGGCAGCUAGCGGACAUCUCAUUCAUACACCUUUCGUGGAUGAGUUAUGAAAUUCGAACAAAGCAAUAAUCAUUUUAACGUGGACAUACGCCACGGGUGUCUGCUCUUCAAAGUAACAUCACGGACCUUGAGGCCUCUGCUGUUCAUUUAAUGUGACUCGUCAUUUUUGUCCAACAGUGAGUGUCAUCACCAAAAAGGGAAGCUGCAAAACACCUGUUGCUCUUUUUUUUGUCCAUUUCUCUGUAUAUCUUUGUAAAUUAAAAAUGACAGUAAAACCAGCA